Penaeus chinensis is the source of this 1918-nucleotide messenger RNA. Its product is annotated as mitochondrial E3 ubiquitin protein ligase 1-like. The transcript is spliced from 7 exons. The coding region runs from base 46 to 1056 and encodes 336 amino acids. NCBI's taxonomy places the organism in Eukaryota, Metazoa, Arthropoda, Malacostraca, Decapoda, Penaeidae. Gene Ontology annotation, molecular function: ubiquitin-protein transferase activity. The record is from RefSeq and is a predicted model, not a curated record. Gene Ontology annotation, biological process: organelle organization; protein ubiquitination.
CGCAAGCGACCGGAUCCCGACUCACAACAAACCCUAGAUCCGAAGAUGCCCCUCAAGGAUUAUUUCGGGGACGUGGUGGGCCUGGGCAUCAGCGCCGGCCUCGCUUACUCGUUUUACACUUUCGCCAAAGCUGGGAGGGAAAUGGUGCACCAUCUCAAGAAUGUCCCAGAGCUGGAGAUCAAUGCAAAUCUCGUCUCCAAGCUGUCGGAAAGUGGAGGAGGAGUGUUGGCUUGUGUGCGGGGCGUAGUGAAGGCAUCAGAUGUUGCCAUUAGGUGUGUCGCACGGCCAGAGGUUGCUGGUGUCAUCUGGCGCCAUACGAUUCAAGAACACCUUGUUGCCCAAGUGAUGGGGUUCUGGAUGAAUGACAAGAGGACAGUGGACUCCUCGACAAGCAGCGUUCCCUUCAUGCUAAUGGACAAGGGCAUUGGGGUCCAAAUUUCAGAUCCAGCAAAACUAGAGGAUGUUGACUUGAUACUAGUAAGCGACAAAUUUGGUGUUGCUAACAACUCCCUUGCAGACCACCUCUGGGGUUGGAUGAAGGGCAUUCGAUCUACUGGGACACAACAAACAGAGGAAAUGUUAGUCGAGGGCACUCAGGCCAUGGGCAUUGGGCAGCUUACCCUGAAGAAUGAAGCCCUUUACCUCGAUCACUCUCCUUUGGUCCCCUACAUGGUUACGACGCGAAGUAAACAGACAAUUGUGGAGGAACUUGAUGGACCAGUACCCUAUUUACGGGUACUUAGUGUGAUCACUGCAUGUGGAGUCGCCUUCUAUAGCUACCGCAUCCUGAAGCGCUGGUACCGCAGCUGGCGUAAGGACAUCCGCCGGCGUGAUGAGCAACGCGUGCUGGAUGAGGCCCGGGUGAGGCGUGAGGCCCAGGGCAAUGACCUCCCAGAGAGCCUCAUGUGUGUUGUCUGCUGUGGGCUCCGCGACGUCCUGCUGGUGCCAUGCCGCCAUGUGUGUGUUUGUAGUGAAUGUGCACUGAAGCUCAACCCCAGAGUGUGCCCUGUCUGCCGGACAGAUAUUGAACGGAUCCAGCCUGUCUUCUACUCAUGAUUGAGUCUUCCGUUAGGCAGUCCUGGGCCCAAAUGUGUGCUAUCAAUUCUGUGAUACGUGCUCAAGAUUUUGUCGCUCUCCCUUUUUCACCAAUGUACGUAAGAACUUGUAUUCAUGGAUGUUGUACAGUUGUAUAUAUUAUAAACACAAAAAAAAAAUAGAAUGAAGUAUAUAUAGAAAGGUUGUGUCAGUGAGCAUGAUAGUCUGUAUUUUAGUCAAAACUUAUAUACAUAUAUAUAUAUUUGCAGCUGUCAGUAACUUCCAUGAAUGGGGGAAUCUGAAUGUGCCUUUGUUUUCUCUAGUCACAUGAUAACUCUGUUAAUUUAUGCACAUUAUAUUUUCUGUUAAGUUAUUAUACAUUGGUCAAAGUUUUUGUUCUUAGUACUAAAUAUGUAGGUGUUCAUUAAUUAGUUGUAGGAGAAAGAAAACAAAAAUUGUAGGUUAAUAAGAUGUUACCAUUAUUUGACUUCCUGGUAAUCCUAAUAGACAACUUAUUGGUGAGAUAGAUAUGAAGAUGAUAAAUUAUGUAAUGAGAAUAGUAAAAGUAGUCUUCUUUGAUUUCAUAAAUUAUAGAAGGUUUCAUGUUGAAGUGAGUGCAUUUUCACAUUUAUUAAGGGGAAAAACAAAGGCAUUGGAAGAAUGACUUUAGAAUUGUUAUAUUUUUACAUAAAUAAGUAUCAGGGGAAUAAGUAUACUGUAUUAUAUAUUUGUUAUGGCUUUUAACAAAGGGUAUGUCCUUACUUAUUUAUGUUCUUACUGAUAUACUUUAGUCUGGCAUUCUCAUGUAUAAUACAAUAUAUCAGCAUUGUAGAUCCACAGAAGUCUGUUUAUAUGAAUAGUACUUAUUAAACUACUUAUUGAA